UAUUAUAUUAUAUUUAUUUUAUAAAUAUUUAUGUCCGUGCAUGAGCACGGGAAAGUCACCUAGUUUAAACAAUUAGUUACCAUAAACAUUAUUUGUAAUAUUAUGUAAAUUCUUUGGCAAGUGAUAUUAAUUGGUUAUAGACUUACCUUUUUUAAGAUCUAAAUAAAUAAAUAAAAAUUAAAAAUCAUCGACCAUUCAAAUUAUAACAAUUUUGUAAGAGUUCAUCUAUGAUCUACACGUAAGAAAAAGUCACUAAAAUGACUUCUCAAUUAAUAUAUCGUAGGAUUUACGCAAGAAACAUGUUCACAUUUAACAGCGUGUGAAACUAAAUAUUUUUUUACGGUGAGAUGCAAUAGUUGAUAGUAAAUCCGUUUUUUUAAUCGAUGAAAAUGUAAGCAAAGGAAAAUGAGAAAAUAUGAUACGUUCUUUCGCAUUCACCUUACAAAAAUGAUCUUUGAAUGAGAAAUAUAUAUGUAUAUAUAGUGGAAGAGGGCUAGCGGGAAAAAUUUCUUUUCUUCUUCAGAUGGAAUGAAAUUUGUCUUGAAGAUAUGGAAUAAUUUUUGGAUAUUAGGUUUAAAUAUUUCUGUGACAGAACCAAAGUAGUUCUACCAUGGUAUGAACCAAUAAGGAGAUUUGGAUAAGUUACAGAUGGUGUAAAAAAUUGAUCAACUACGUGUGUUUGUGUUUAGGAGAUUGGAUCAAAAAGGAAUUGUACCAUGCUUGGCAAUAAUCCCAAUAGUUAAAGGAGACAUUGUAACAAGGAAAAUUUUUAAGAUCUUCUGGAAAAAAAAAUAUAUAUAUAUAUAUAUUGUUUCAGGGGUUGUUAAAAAAAAUCUUGUUUUAGACCUUUAGUGAUAUGAAGUCUUUUGAGGAUCUUGAGAAACAAUGGAUUCACCAGUGUUGGUUUCUGAUUCCUAAAUCUGCUGAGUUUUCACAGCGUUAUAGCAUAUAAUAGUUGUGAUCCUUUAGGGGUCGUAUCUAGUGUCACACGUAAAGUAGUGAGAGAAAAAAAUGAUUUGCGUUGUUCCGGGAUGUUCGCUAAUGAACCAACCACCACUCGUUUUCAAGGCUGUCUCCUAUAACAUUGACGGGUUUUGAUACAUCGACAUUUUAGAUAUUCUGCUUAGCUUCUUUUUGGUUGACAACAAGAUUUUGCUUAGGUUACUUGUUUUCCUUUCUUUAACCACAAUUUCUAUUAUUGAUAUCCUCCGGAUAUGAAGCAAAAUCCUCAAAAACAAACGAGUGUCCCCUAAAUAUAGACAAAGAAUGUUAAGAAAAACCGUUGGUGCUUGCAACAUUGGGUUAUUAAUAACACACAUCUCUAUCCUCCUUUAACCCUCUCAUGCCCAUCUAUAAACAGCCUUGGGCCUUUUCCAAGGUUUCUGUUUUAGCCAUGGCUAAACCUCCUUCCUUUGUGUGUUGCAUCUUCCUCUUGUUCUUCUUCCUCUUGUCCUCCUCUUUUGUCGCAUUUGCCCUGACCGAUACAGAAGCUGCCUUCAUCGUGCAGCGACAGCUCUUGACAUUACCAGCAAACGGUGAACUUCCUGAUGACAUUGAAUACGAGGUUGACCUCAAGGCUACAUUUGCAAACACAAGGCUUAAAAGAGCUUACAUAGCUCUUCAAACUUGGAAAAAGGCAUUUUUUUCGGAUCCGUUUAACACAACAGGAAACUGGCAUGGACCUCACGUAUGUGGCUACAACGGUGUGGUUUGUGCACCGGCUCUUGAUGAUCCUGAUGUCACCGUAGUAGCUGGUGUUGACCUUAAUGGCGCGGAUAUCGCAGGGCAUUUGCCUGCUGAGCUUGGUUUGAUGACAGAUGUUGCUUUGUUCCAUUUGAAUUCUAACAGGUUUUGUGGUAUCAUCCCUAAGAGCUUUGAGAAGCUGAAGCUGAUGCAUGAAUUUGAUGUCAGUAAUAACCGUUUUGUUGGACCUUUCCCUGAAGUCGUCCUCGCAUGGCCUGAUGUUAAAUUCAUCGACCUUAGGUUCAAUGAUUUUGAAGGUCAAGUCCCUUCGGAGCUGUUCAAGAAAGAGCUAGACGCUAUUUUCUUGAACAACAAUAGAUUCACCUCGACGAUUCCUGAAUCUCUAGGAGAAUCUCCAGCCACGGUUGUGAGUUUUGCAAACAAUAAAUUCACCGGAUGUAUUCCUAAAAGUAUCGGAAACAUGAAGAAUCUCAAUGAAGUUGUCUUUAUGGAUAACAAGUUGGGCGGUUGUUUCCCGUCUGAAAUCGGAAAGCUGUCGAAUGUGACGCUUUUCGAUGCAAGCAAGAACACGUUCAUUGGUCGUCUCCCGACAAGUUUUGUCGGGUUAACGGGUGUGGAGGAAUUCGAUAUCUCCGAGAAUAAACUGACCGGAUUAGUAGCGGAUAACAUUUGCAAGUUGCCUAAUUUGGUGAACUUCACUUACUCCUACAAUUACUUCAAUGGACAAGGUGGUUCGUGUGUUCCAGGUGGUGGUCGGAAGGAGAUUGAAUUGGACGACGUACGUAAUUGCUUACCUCAUCGACCAGACCAACGGUCCGCCCAGGAAUGUGCAGUAGUGAUCAGCCGUCCGGUUGACUGUAGCAAGGACAAAUGCGCUGGUGGCGGCUCCUCUACUCCGUCGAGACCAUCGCUGGUUCACAAGCCAUCGCCAGUUCCAACUACGCCUGUUCACAAACCAUCGCCAGUUCCAACUACGCCUGUUCACAAACCAUCGCCGGUUCACAAGCCAUCGCCAGUUCCAACUACGCCUGUUCACAAACCAUCGCCAGUUCCAACUACACCUGUUCACAAACCAUCUCCAGUUCCAACUCGACCGGUUCAUGAACCACAACCACCAAAAAAGUCACCCCAACCGGAUGAUCCUUACGAUCAAUCUCCAGUGGGUAACCGACGCAGUCCUCCUCCACCUCAUGAAUCCCAACCUCCAGUGGUUUUCUCUCCUCCACCAACUCCGGUAAGCUCUCCACCACUUCUUUCUCCUCCUCUUCCUUCACCUCCUCCACCAGUUUACUCUCCACCACCACCAGUUCACUCUCCGCCACCACCGGUUAACUCACCACCACCGCCGGUUCAUUCUCCGCCACCCCCAGUCCACUCUCCACCACCACCGGUUCACUCUCCUCCACCGCCGGUACACUCUCCCCCACCGCCAGUCCACUCUCCACCACCACCGGUCCACUCUCCUCCACCCCCGGUUCACUCUCCUCCACCGCCGGUCCACUCUCCACCACCACCAGUCCAUUCCCCACCACCACCGGUCCACUCUCCGCCACCACCUCCUCCACCAGUUCACUCUCCACCACCACCGGUUCACUCUCCACCACCACCACCACCACCUCCACCAGUUCACUCUCCACCACCACCGGUUCACUCUCCACCACCACCUCCUCCACCGGUUCACUCCCCGCCACCUCCUCCUCCCCCAGUCCACUCUCCACCACCACCGGUUCACUCUCCGCCACCUCCUGUCCACUCUCCUCCACCGCCAGUCCACUCCCCACCACCUCCGCCUGUCUACUCUCCUCCACCACCUGUCUUUUCACCACCACCCCCACCGGUACAUUCCCCGCCGCCACCAGUCCAUUCGCCACCUCCACCUGUUCACUCGCCACCACCUCCCCCGGUUAACUCGCCACCGCCACCGCCACCGGUGGAAAAGAAAGAGGUGCCGCUGGCACAUGAACCAGCCCCAAGUGAUGAGUUCAUCCUACCACCUUUCGUCGGCCACCAAUACGCAUCGCCACCACCUCCAAUGUUCCCUGGCUACUAAUAUCCAUCAACGAGAGAAGAACCGACUAUAUAUAAAAAGCAAAUUGUAUCUUCUUGAACUAAAUUUGUAAAACGAAAGAAGAAGACAAUUAAUGUAUGAUAAGCGAAACCAACUUGUUACGGUACCAGAUGUCGGAUAAAUUUGUACAAUGACAACUUCUGAUGGUAGAUAAAGAUUUUAAACUUCUAAGCAAAUAUAAAUGUUUUCACUCUCUUCUUUCAACUAAUUAGUGUUUUAUACAUGAUUGGUAAACUCUAUCAUCUAAGAUUUGCUACGAAGCAAUAAGCGUAAUCCUACACUUGUGAAUAAGAGUACUCAACGUAUAUACAAGCUUAAUCCAAUUUGUGGUACUUGGAAUUAAAAACCUCAACACAUUGGUUUUGUUUUUUCUUUUGCCUCAAAUUAGUUGUACCUAGAGUGAAUGUAUCCACUUUAACUUUGAAUACGCAUGUCUACAGGGCAAGUAUAUUGGCUGUGUUUGAAACAUAUAUAGUUAACCUCAAGGAAGUUUCUGUGUGAGUUCCAACGAUAAUAUUCCGAAAACCUCGCCUAUCAAGAACAAGAGAUAGCGAGCUCUUUAUAUUCUUCGCUCUGACCAAACCAUAGCCAUCUCAAAUUAGUAAGGUACAUGAAGGACUUCAAUAACUAUCACAUAAGGUGAUAUCUACGUCGGUAUGCAUGAAGUCAUCUUGUUUCUGUUUUUCACUUUUCACUUUCCUGUUGAUAAUAUCGUUUGUCCUUCUCACGGAUAAGUCCUAGCUCGGUUUCUCUUUUUUUUUUUGGACCUACUUCAAAACUUGGAUCAGAUCUACUCUGAAGCAGGGAAAGAAAAUAGUUGAGGGAUCUUAUACUAUAUGUUAUUACUUUGUUUUAUUUUUUGCGCUUGUUGGAACCUUUUCAACGUGAUCCAUAUUUGUCAUUUAUACUUGAACUGUAAAUUAUCACUGGAUUCUGCAACUCCUUAAAGUUUAUACAUUAAUGGGAACUGAGAAGCCA
Molecule: messenger RNA, 4750 nt
Organism: Brassica rapa (field mustard)
Lineage: Eukaryota; Viridiplantae; Streptophyta; Magnoliopsida; Brassicales; Brassicaceae
Product: pollen-specific leucine-rich repeat extensin-like protein 4
Source: RefSeq, a predicted model, not a curated record